Lottia gigantea (owl limpet) is the source of this 1201-nucleotide messenger RNA. RefSeq lists its product as hypothetical. Gene Ontology annotation, cellular component: neuron projection membrane. The transcript has 8 exons. The record is from RefSeq and is a predicted model, not a curated record. NCBI's taxonomy places the organism in Eukaryota, Metazoa, Mollusca, Gastropoda, Lottiidae. The coding region runs from base 338 to 1201 and encodes 287 amino acids. Gene Ontology annotation, biological process: synapse organization.
UCAACUGAUAGUCCAGGAUAAAUAAUGGUUAUAACUAAAGUUUUAUCAAGGAUUACCUCGCUUUAUUCAGGUGUGAUUUUUUAUAUGGUGGAAAAACUAGUUGGUGACGUUUUCUUACAAAGACGAAAAACUUCCAGUAUUGUCAUUGUGUUCCAAAACAAGAAGGAAGGGCUUUAAGAAAGUUACGAGCUACUGGAAAACGUGACAAACAUGAUAUAUUAAUGGUAUAGCUACUUGUAUGAUAUUUGACUUGUGGUGUAGAAGCUUAAUUUAAAAAGAUAAUUGUAUUGCGACUUAAGUUACGAAUGUGAAAAAUGACAAACAUUAAAAGUCGAAGAUGGAAUUUGUACUGAUAGUGAUGAUAGUGCCUUGGAUCACGACGAUGAGUUCUCUGAAACUGCAUGACACUAUAAACGAAAAAACAUCUUUACCAAUGGAUUACCCAGAACCUCAGUUCCUGAAUUCUGUAACUAACAUUACUGUCAGAGAGGGUAGCCUGGCUAUAUUACCAUGUACAGUACAACAUCUUGGUACCAAACAGGUAGCAUGGAGAAGACUGGACAACGACCAUUUUCUGACUAUUGGUACAUUAACAUGGGUAAAAGACGUUGAUAUCCAGAUAGAGCACAGACGGCUUGGUGAUAUAACAGAUUGGGACUUGUUAAUCAAACAUGUUAGACCAGAUCAUGAUGGUCUCUAUGAAUGCCAGAUCACGUCAGUAGAGAAGUAUGUCCGCCAUGUAACUCUUCAUGUUCAAGCGACUGUAGUAAAAGGGAGAAAAUGUGUCCAAGAAGGGCAAGAGCUUAAAAUAGUGUGCAAUACAACAGGAAAAAAGAAGAUACCAGAUGACGUCACGUGGUUGAAAGACGACCAACCAAUCAAUUCAUCAUAUUUUAAUCACGUGGUAGUAACGAACUACAGAUCCCUCGGAUCCAAGACUUUAGUUAGUGUUUUAAGUGUUAAUACAUCCAAGAUGGCGGACAGUGGAGUGUAUAUAUGCCAAAGUUCUCUUGCAGAAGUUGACAGCAUCAAUAUCACCAUACUAAAAGAUAUUUCACCUAAUGUGAAAAGAGGAGCUGAUGCUAUAUAUGUCCCGGAAGUGAGUGAAGAUUAUAGCGGUAAUAAAGCUGAAUCGCGUUAUAGUACGACAUGUGUUCAAUUAUGUCUGAUUGUAUUGUGUGUGUUUCUGACAGUCACGUGA